CUAAAGAUCGAGCAUAUCCACUUCACGUCAGCGUUCCCAGACCUGAAAGUCACGUGACCUGUCGUCUUCGGGGAGCUGGAAGUACUGUGGUAGUUCGAACGUUGUCAAGAUUACUGCCAUCCGGCAGAUUCAAGAAGCCACUAGAUCAUAAGAGACACAGGUGCCUUUGUGUCGGCACACAGUAUGGCAUCAGAGGAGAUGGCACCAGAAUCUGGCUUCUUCUCCAUGAUGGAUUUGUUUGUUUUGUCAGCAGCAGGAGGUUUUGCCAUUUAUUGGUUUUACUUCAGAAAUAGAAGGCAGGAACAGCCAACAUUCAAGAAACUCACUGUCACGCCAGUACUUGAAAGACAAGAAAGUAUGGGAGGUUUCAUCAGUAAAAUGAAAAAUCAUGAACGCAAUGUAGUUGUCUUCUAUGGAUCACAGACAGGCACAGCAGAAGAGUUUGCCAUGCGUCUGUCUAAGGAUGCUGCUCGCUAUGGCAUGAAAGGCAUGGUGGCUGACCCAGAAGAAUGCGAGAUGGACGAACUACCCCAGCUGAAGGAAAUUUCAAACAACUUGGUCAUAUUCUGCAUGGCAACCUAUGGUGAAGGGGACCCCACGGACAAUGCACAGGAGUUUUAUGAAUGGCUGCAGGGUGGGAGUGCAGAGUUAGAUGGGAUAAAUUUUGCUGUGUUUGGCCUAGGGAAUAAAACAUAUGAGCAUUUCAAUGCCACAGGCAAAUAUGUUGAUAAGCGACUUGAGGAGCUGGGGGCUACGCGAGUAUUUGAGCUAGGACUUGGUGAUGAUGAUGCUAACAUUGAAGAAGAUUUUGUGACAUGGAGAGAGCGGUUCUGGCCAGCAGUCUGUGCAAAAUUUGGUGUCCAGGCAACUGGAGAGGACAUCAGUGUGCGACAGUACAGGUUUAGUAAGCUGGAAGAUAUUGCACCUGAAAAAGUCUUCACAGGAGAGAUUUCACGACUUGGUUCCUUUGCAAACCAGAAACCACCAUAUGAUGCCAAGAACCCAUAUCUGUCACCUAUCUUGGUCAAUCGUGAGCUGCACAAGGGAGGUGACCGAUCAUGCAUGCACAUUGAAUUGGACAUCUCUGGAUCAAAAAUCAGAUAUGAAGCAGGUGACCAUGUGGGUGUCUACCCUAUCAAUGAUGCAGAAACCGUGGAGAAAAUUGGGAAACGCUUGGGGAUAGAUCUGGACACCAUUUUCACACUGGACAACAUUGAUGAGGAAGCCAGCAAGAAGCAUCCUUUCCCUUGUCCUUGUUCCUACCGCACUGCUCUGUCCCACUAUGUUGACAUCCAGACCCCACCUCGCACGCAUGUUUUACGGGAGCUGGCAGACUACGCUUCAGACCCAGCGGAAAAAGACUUGCUUCUUACCAUGACACAGGCAUCUGAGGAGGGCAAAACCAAAUAUCUGGAGUGGGUUGUGAAAGACCAUCGCAACAUUUUGAAAAUUCUGGAAGAUCUGCCAUCUCUGAAUCCUCCUCUUGAUCAUGUGUUAGAGCUUCUUCCACGCUUACAGGCUCGCCUUUAUUCCAUAUCAUCUUCCCCCAAGGUCAUGCCAGAUGGCAUCUGUAUCACAGCAGUUCUACUGGAGUACACAACACGCAUUGGCAAAUUAACAAAGGGUGUUGCCACUUCUUGGCUGAAGCAGAAGAUACCUACUGACGGCAUCAAACCACGUGUACCGAUAUAUGUACGGAAGUCACAGUUCAGUCUGCCUUUCAAACCUAGCACACCCAUUAUCAUGAUUGGACCAGGCACUGGGCUAGCACCCUUCCGUGGCUUUAUUCAGGAGCGAGACUCUCAGCGACAAGAGGGCAAGCAAGUGGGCAGUACCAUUUUGUACUUUGGAUGUCGCAACAAGGCCACUGACUUCAUUUAUGAAGAGGAGCUCACUGAUUAUGUUAAGAAAGGAACACUGACAAAGCUGUACACUGCCUUUUCUCGAGAUCAGCCCCAAAAGGUGUACGUGCAGCACCUCCUACAGCAAAAUGCAGAUGAAACAUGGAAAGUCCUAGAAAAUAAUGGCCACAUUUACAUCUGCGGUGAUGCCCGCAACAUGGCUAAGGAUGUACAUAGCGUGCUUGAGCAGAUUAUCAUGCAGAAGGGUAACAUGGACAAAGCGCAAGCAGAAGACUACAUCAAGAAGUUACAAAACAAGGGACGAUACUCAUCUGAUGUAUGGAGUUGAGGAUGGUUGCUGUUUGAUUCUUUUACCUUUGUUAACAUUUUAGAUUCCAUAGAUUUUGAUAGUUGUUUUGUACACAAAGAUAGAAAUAGCAUUGUUGUCCUUUUAGAAGACUGGUGUUAUAAAUAAACCUCUUUUUAAAAAAAUUUUCUCAACACCAGGAAAGGCUCAGUAUCAAAUUCACUUUUAAUUUCCAUCUCAACCAAUAGUUUUGAAGAUCAGGACAAUCCCAUUUUUAUGGUGCCCAUCCUCCAUGUUGCUUCUAAGCGAUUUUUUUCCACCAAUACAAGAUUGUAUCUUUAGGUCCUUUGAUUAUGGCUGUUAUGGAAGACCAAAGAUAGAAAUAGCAUUGUCGUCCUUCUGAGAAAACUGGUGCUAACCCCAACUCCAGUUGUUUUUUUUUCUGUUUUCUCUUUCCUCCUACCAAAACCAGGAAAGGUUCAGUGUAUCAGGUUAACCUUUAAUCUCCAUCUCAACCAAUAGUUUUAAAGAUCAGAACAAUCCUAUUUUUAUGCCCCAUUCCCCUCAUGUUACUUCCAAGUGAUUGUUUUCCACUGAUGCAAAAUUAUGUUUGCAGGUCCUUUAAUUAUGGCUGUUAUGUGAGACCAAAUAUGAAAAGGUGGCUCGAUGUGCAUAAUGAGAUUGUGUAUUGCUGAAGUUACCUUAUUGCUUAUAUUUUUCCAAUGAUCAUAUUUUAAGAUUAAAAGGUUGAUCUUCUAAAUAUGCAUAUUUACAAAUGAUAUGACAUCCUCAUUUUGAACACAUAUAUAUAUAUAGUAGAGACCUGAUUUGCCAUGUUAGUGAUAUGCAUGAUAGAUGGCAUAUGCAAGUUGAGGACAAAGAUGUUAGUUUCAUUUUUAAAAAUGCACAUUGCAUGAGAGGGAAUUUUGUUUAGAUUGCAAUUGAGACUGGAUGUCAAACAACUGGUCAUGAAUGUGCCCUAUAUGUAUAAUUUUAUGUGUAUUUUAUAUGAGUGUACAUUUUGAUUGCUUGCCCUGUAGAAAUAAGGCUUUUUUUUUAACCACCUGAUUUUAAUAAAAAAAACAGUAUGGUUACUUCAUGACCAAGAACUUUUGUGCCUAGAUAUUUUCCUGUUUACAGGAGGAAUGCUCAAAGUCCAUCAUUGUAUGAGGGCAUGUUGAGUGGGAAUGAUAAUGAUUUUAUUUCACAGGUACAUGAAGUCUCUCAUUGUCAUCCAUUUUUUUUUUUUUUUUGCAGCUGUAUAUGUACAAGUGUAAAAGAUACCUUUAUUGUAAAUGUGAAACUCAGUAGCUUUGCAUGUCUAUGUUGACUUUAGUCCCUGGAUUUUUUUAUCAUUUAAAUCUUUUGCGGGACUUGCUCAUGUUAAGUUUGGAUAUUUGGUUUCGCUGUAGAAUCACCAUUAUGAUUUUUAACGACUUUUCCAGCAUAAGAAUUUGAAAAAUGAUGACAAAUAUUAUUUAAUGUAUUUUUGUAAGGUAACUAGGAGUGCUGUAGGUUUCUGCAGGCAAUUCAAAACUAAAGCUGACACUUUGUUAAGUAGUUCAGACCUUUUCACCCUUACAGAUUAACUGAAAUAAUUAUGGGAAAUGCUCAGUCCUAAGGGAGUUUCUACAGGGCUUCUGCCCACUGAGGGAAGAUCCUUUACUUCUCUGAGAUCAAAGGCUGUUGAAAAGACUAGGGGUAGAAAGGGCGUUGUGUGAAAAGCUAUAGGGGAACAGCAAAAGGAAAAAAACAAAAAACUAGCCAGUGGAUUGGAAAAAGAUAUAGCGAGAAAGCAAUAAUGAAAACAUGAUGCAAAAUGUGUACCAGUUGAUGUAAUGAAGUUUAAUGUUUUAGUGAAAGUAAUUAUGACUCCUUUAAAAGUUAGCGAGAGUGACCUGUUUGGCAAUGAUGCUGUGCAAAAUAUCUUUUUAAAUGCUUUGUUCAGUCUUUCAGUUUAUAGGGUUGGAUAUUUUGUAGAAGAAUCAAUUUGAGAACGUUAUUUUUUUAAAGAAUAUUAGUAUUUUCACUGCACAUUCUUAUUUGGAAUCUUUUUAUAAAGUUCUUUUCAGCUGUA
Messenger RNA from Pomacea canaliculata, 4225 nucleotides. RefSeq names its product NADPH--cytochrome P450 reductase-like. Gene Ontology annotation, molecular function: FMN binding; flavin adenine dinucleotide binding; NADPH-hemoprotein reductase activity. The record is from RefSeq and is a predicted model, not a curated record. The transcript has 15 exons. Gene Ontology annotation, cellular component: cytosol. NCBI's taxonomy places the organism in Eukaryota, Metazoa, Mollusca, Gastropoda, Architaenioglossa, Ampullariidae. Gene Ontology annotation, biological process: response to hormone. The coding region runs from base 184 to 2190 and encodes 668 amino acids.